GUGUCCAGCCGAAAAGAGGAUGGAGGACGAGCCGCAGGAGACCCUGGACUAACGGAGGGUCUUUACAUUUUUACAUGGAACCUGUUUGUGUUUUCCUCAAAGAGUGGAUUUUAUGUUCAAACACUACAUGAGAAAAUGCCAUUUGCCAAACGGAUCGUGGAGCCCCAGUCGUUGUGCCGACGCAUAGAGACAGAUGAGGAGGGUUUACAGCUCCAGGACCUGUGCACCAUCAGCAAUGUGGCUCUGUCUCGGACCCUGCGCCAGCUGUCCGACCUGGCCAAACACGCCUGCUCGCUCUUCCAAGACCUGGAGCACGAGUUGGUCUCCACGAACCGGCGCGUUUGGGCGCUCCGGGAUAAAAUAAACAGGAUCCAAGUGACCACCGAGGCGCUCGACCCCAAACAGGAGGCAGUGCCGGUGUCUAAUCUGGACAUUGAGAGUAAGCUGAUUGGACAUUAUCAGGCUCCGUGGCACCUGCAGAGAAAUGUGUUCCUGCCGUCAACCCGACCCGCAUGUGUGGAAGAGCUGCAUCGAAACGCCAAACAGAGCCUGCGGGCUCUGUACAGAGAUCAGCAGCAGAGACAGGAAGCCAGUGAGAGAGAGCGGAGGGUGACCAUCUCCAUCUCCAUGGCUCCGCCCAUGCCCACCUACCCAUCACCACGCACGCUGAGGAGACGAGAACAGAGAGAGAGACAUUUGACAAUGGAAAGGACUGUGAGUGACAUAGAAACAAAUACAACACAAACACAGUUUCAAAGCACCCGGUCCUCCUCCCCUACUGAAUGUUGUCAUUUCUCUCCAUGGAGCAGAAAGGUUACCCCUCCAGUCGAGUCAGAUUCAGAAGUGUUGGGUCUGGGCAACUGGCCAAAGUGCCCAAUCCCAAACACACCCUCAACGCUGGACAAGCAGACCAAUUGGCCCGGAGUCUUGCCACUGCCCACCCCAGAGGAUAAGAUGAAGACCGACUCUCAAGUCGUCACCUCAUGCAUCGUUCCCAUUAAUGUAACAGAAGAGGGUGCCAUCGCUACUUCCCCUUCAGCGAUAUCAGCUUUCCUAAGGGUUGGUUUCGACAGAGAGGCCAGUGUGCGCUGCUCACUAGUCCACUCGCAGUCCGUUCUUCAAAGGCGGAGGAAGCUAAGGAGAAGGAAAACCAUCACUGGCAUUCCCAGACGUGUGCAACAGGAUUUGGACUCAGACGAGUCUCCAGUGGCCAGAGAACGUACAGUAAUAGUCCACACCAACCCUGAUGCUUGCCAGGAGGAUCCACUUUCUCAUCUCAACACCAAGGACUCUGGCUGCCAGACCGAGGAAUUCCUGAUUGUUGGAGCUGCACCUUCACGUAGACGGAUCAGAGCACAGAGGGGGCAGGGCGUGACUGUGACACUUUCCCAUUCAACUGGGAACAUAUCCUCACUGCCUGACAGCUCUGAAGCAAUGUUUACUGCUUCAGUGGGCUCCCGUCUGCGCUCCCGAAGCCUCCCACGAGAAGGAGGGCGUCUAGCGGACGAGGGUCACGAUGACAGUGAUGAGGAUGACGUUGAGGAAGAACUCUCCCCAUUUGAGGCCGAAGACUUCCUACCAGUCCCAGGGGAACAUAUUCUGAAAGAUGAUGAGGAAAGUACCGAUGAUCAAGCAGUCCAAGAAUGCCAGCAUGCUGGAGGUGCAGAGCAUGACUGGAUGGAGAGGGGUCGAUCCCGUCUGCCUCAGAAAGCUGACAUGGGCAGCUGUGAGAUUUCCUCCAGUUCUGACACGUUUAGCAGCCCCAUCCACUCCGUUUCCAAUGCUGGCAUGCUGACUAGCCAGAUGGACCACAAGGAGGAUCACCAGUCAUCAAGUGGCAACUGGAGUGGUAGUAGCUCUACAUGUCCCUCUCAAACAUCAGAGACCAUUCCACUGGCAGCCUCACCCCCACUCACCGGAUCAUCACACUGUGAUUCAGAACUCUCAUUGAAUGCAGCUACCAAUACAAAUUAUGAUUCCACAGGAUUCAUGAUUGAUUCAUAUCCUGGGGAUCCAUUGCAAGGACAUAGGACAGGUUCAUUCACCUCCACCAUAACGGAGAUGCUAGAUGAUGCAGGAGUCAGCACUGCCAGUGAAGGUGAGUGGAGCUAUCCACACUACAAGCCCAACAUGCCUUGCCACCCAGACUUCAGUCCUGAGCACUCUAGGGAAGAGAACCACCUAGAAUGUCCCAGCUUCACUAGCAUAGCUACUUUCGAGAGUUUAACAGAUAGACCGUCUUCUGAAAAGGCUGACACCACCUCACACUAUUCUGUAGAUGCUGAGGGCUACUUUACCUCCAUGCACUUUGACUGCGGUCUUAAAGGUAGCAAAAGCUUCACAUAUAACUAUGCAUCCAUAGACCAGCAACAAGCAGAAUAUGGACUUCAAGCAAACACACUUGGGAGGCAUAGUCUCUCCCUAAGGAAACCAAAGGUGAAGCCAUCCCCACCAAAACGCAGCACAUCCUUGAGUAAAAUAAGCAGUAAUGUUGAACCUUCUGCUGACAGGAAGGAACCAAAGAUAGCUGGUUGUCAAAAUAAAUCAACAUCUUCUGGGGACAAAACACAGCAUGUGGGGUUAAAUUGCUCCACAAGUCUGGGGUCUUGGGUUGUUGAUAGUUCUACAGAGAUUCCAGAUGUUGCUUUAUUUGGAUACACAGAAACACAUUCUUUCAAAGAUGAGGGAGUAGUACAGUCAGACUAUGCAGACCUCUGGCUUCUUAAUGACUUGAAAUCCAAUGAUCCUUACAGAUCAUUGUCCAAUUCCAGCACAGCUACGGGUACCACUGUCAUUGAAUGCAUUAAGUCACAGGAGAGCUCAGAAUCCCAAGCUUCCCAGUCAGGAUCCAGAGCCACCACGCCUUCACUACCAUCAGUGGAAAAUGAAUUUAGAUUGCCUUCACCAGAGAAGCUGGUAUGUCUAGCAUCUCCCUCUAGUGGCUACUCAAGCCAGUCAGAAACACCAACAUCUUCUCUGCCAACAGCUUUCUUCCCAAACGCUCACCAAGUGUCACCCACCAGUGGCAAGAGGAAACCCAAAGUUCCAGAGAGGAAGUCAUCGCUUGCUUCAUUGCAGCAGCAUUCAUCCAAGAGUGACCUUGAACUACCUAUCAUACCUCCCACCCACCUUAACCUAAGUGCCCUGCCAAAUGUCAACAAGCCUGCAAUUCACAAAAACCAGACACUCAUCCUAAAUCAGAGGAAACAGAAGGCUGCAGCAGAAAUUAAGUGUGAGAUUGUGGCCAGUUCGGUUUCAAAUGAUGAGCUAGCAAUCACCAAUCCUUUAGCCAUCACUCCUAAGGUUCUAUGUUCAGUUCAGCUACGUUCAGUUGGCAAAUCUGGGGAAGGUAGCCACUAUCGUCUUCGCACUGAUACUGCCACUAGGCCUAAGUGUCCCACUGUGAUUAUCAACUCCUUACCAACUCACAAUAAAUCCCAUGAAACUAGGAAACCCCCUCCAUAUAGACCCCUUCUCACAGAAGCACCCUCUCAGGACAAUUGUGAAACACUGUUUACACCAGUAGAUGGACUAGCUGCUAAGAAUAUAGCAAGCCAUUUUGGUGCAAGAAAUAGAUACGACCGACUAGCCACAUCACCUCUUUGGAGCAUGACUGCUUUUAGGGCCCAAUCUGAGCAGUUAAACAGGGAUGACAUCACUUCAGUCAUUUCAGACAAUUCUGCAAGUCAAGAAGGUAAAGUUGCAGAUGAAGAGAGCACAUCAAAUAUUUUUUUUGCCCAGAGCAAUCUGGAAAUAGAGCAAAACCAUCCAUUAAGAUCUGAGAUAAAUGAAGGAAGCCCUCCCCUGCUUCUCACACCUGGUCAGAAUGGUAUAGCAAAGAGGUCAGACAGUCUUGACCAAGUGCCUGAUAUUAUCAAUCAAACAUUGGAAAAAUCGCAAGCUUAUCCAAUCAGUGGUGCUGUUAACCAUGGAGAACAAUCUGUAACAUCAGGUGUUCCAACCAGAAGUGCCUCACAGGAACACGUAGAAGAAGGGUCAACACCUGACACGGAGGACUAUUUUAGCAAGGAGUCCACACCAAGCGAUUCAACUGUGUCACCUCUAACAGACGAAUCAAAAACUGAUGACGAUAGUGUUUUCCUUUCACCAAGUAAAGCUCGCACAACAGAGGAUCUCUUUGCCAUGAUUCACAGGUCAAAAAGAAAAAUGCUGGGCAGGAAAGAUUCUGGAGACAUGACAUCACAGAGCCGUUCAAGUGGCGUUUCUGGGAAUGGCCCUGCUACCAAUCCUGCGACCUCUCCAAGCACCCCGACCACGCCCACAAAUUCAAGUACUCAAAAUGUGUCCCAUAGAGCGCCUGGUCAAAUUUACAGGAGUGUCAAAAAGUCCAGUACCUCGAAUGAAGAGUUCAAAUUGCUGCUGUUGAAAAAGGGAAGUCGCACCGACUCUAGUUAUCGCAUGUCAGCUACUGAGAUCCUAAAGAGUCCCAUUGCACCCAAAAGCCCUGGUGAGUUCCUAAUGGAGGGAUCCAGACCAUUUGAGGAGCCACUCUCUCCUUUACAACAACAAUUUCCAGAGGGAUCACAUGAGCAAGUCUCCAGCCCCUUUCCAAAAACAUAUGCAGAGGGAUUCACCACAAAAGCUUUUCCAACAUCUGCCUCAUCUCGACAAGGCCGAUCAAGGAUGCCACCAGCUGCAAACAGUAGCCGCUACAGUACACGUAGUCGGCUGUACACAGCUCCUAUGCAGGCAAUAUCAGAAGGGGAAACAGAAAACUCGGAUGGUAGCCCUCAUGAUGACCGUUCCUCCUGAAAAUGCACCUUUGACUUUGAGUCUUGACACAAUCUUUGACAUCAAGUCAAAAUAUAAUGCUGAGCACUUGGCAUAGAUAAUGUUUUAAGUAUUUGUUUUUAAGAAGUCAGAAUACAAAAGACAAAAUUAGUCUGUUGAUUUUUAGUGGUGGUAUUCUAAUAACUUCCAGGAGCAUAUUUAUUUUAUGUGAAUGCUUUGUUUGUGUACCAACUGACAUUUCAUUUUGGGAUGAGAAAAAUCGAAAACCCAUCAAUUUGUAAGUAUUGACGGGGCAUCAAUACAGUGAUGCUAUUUUGUCACAAACUUUUAGCAUUGUCAAGCAAGACAUAAACAGUACUGUAUUGGGGCUAACUGUGAAAAUGGGUUCAGAUGGUGUUAAAAGAAGGGAAAAUCUUUCCUGUACCUUAAACACAACUGUUUACGGCAGACAGCUUGGGACAAUCAAAGAGUGGCCUUUUGUAUAGUUAGCUGAAGCAUUAAUGGGUUGAGUAUUUUUUUGAGUAGCAUCUCAGAUUUACUGUUAGCCUGUAAUGGAUCUUAUUGGGCAAGAAAUGUAGCUGUAUUUAAUUAUCCUAAUGGCCUACCACUAUUUUGCACUUCUUUUGGUAUUGAGAAAGUUUCCCAAAAUUUUACAGAACAAAAUUGCCACAUUAAUAAAAUGAAAAGUUACAGAAAAAUAAAUAUGUAUAUAUAGUAUAUGAAUUAACAAAAAAAAAAGAAACUGUAUUUUUAUUGACAUUAUGGACUAUCUGGCAAAUGUGUCACAAGCUUGUCCCCAUUGCGACACUUUUACGAUAUUGAAAGCCUUUUAUAAUGCAACGUCUAAAUUGAUGACCACGUGGCUCUUCCCUUAAUUCAAUAUUUAUCUUUUUUUAUUGAAUUUCUUAAAACGUACUUUUUGCAAUUUAGAGAUAGAAAAAUGUUGUUAAAAAUCAGCACAACCCAUUGUUUCUAUUUCAACAAAUUGAUCUGUUGAGGAAACACAACAACAGCUACAACAUGGUCACUAGACGUAUUCUGUGAAUACUGUACCAAAACUGUUUCUCAUUUAUUAAUGAUUUUAUUCUGCUUAUUGUGAGGAGUUUUUUUUUAUUAUUAUUGAUCACUGAACCACACAGCAGAACUAAUACUGUGCAAAUGUUUUACAGCCAAUUAAUGAAAUUAUGCCACUACCCCAGUGGUUGUAGAUUUGAUGUUUAACUGCAUGCAAUAAAACUUCAGAGAGUAGCCAAUAUGGGUAUGUUUAUUGUCCAUUCAAUGAAUUUUCCUCAAUACUGUAUGUCAAGACAUUUAUUGUGAGGUCAUAAGUUGUUGUUGUCAUAAGGGGGGGGGGGUUGUCCUCAAAAAUUCAGAUUGAAACACUAAACAACCUAUUUCAAAGACAUUUAUAUGUAGUAAAACGCACUACAUCAGAACAAUAUUUUAACAAGUGUAGAAGGUGAAGUAGAAGUUUUUAGAAGUGUGUAGUGCACGUGCUUUUGGUCAAGGAAAAGGAAUUUGCAGUUUGAGUUGCAUUGGGUUUGAAUUUGCGAUGUUGAGAGGGCAAUGAAGAAAGUUAAGAGAAGGAUAAAAAGUGUUGUCUUUGGCACAGAUGGAAAACAGACAUUCUUUUCUCUAUGCGGUUUCUGUUAAGUAGCACAGACAACUAAUCUAGCCAAAGAAAGAGUGCAGAUUGAGGUAUGUAGCAAUAUCAGACCGAGAGACAGAGGAAGUCUGCAUUAAGAGGGGUUUGUGUCUUGGUAUUUAUGUAGAGACAAAUUUUAUUUUCCUGGAUUUUUGUCUUCACAAACAAUAAAUCUGUGCUUUCAAGGAUGUGAAAAGGAUGCAAAUCAAAGGAGAAAGGACACACACAUAUAUAUAUAUACAGAGACGAAUUAUGACUUGCAAUGGCCCCGGGGCCAAUUAUCCCCAAGGGCCCCCCUCCAAAAGUUGUUGAGCUGGGAGGGGGUUUUCGUUUUCAUUGUUAAUGUGUAUUCAAGUGGGGGAUCACAAUCUGAAUCGUGCAACCAGGGCCCCCCCACAGGCAGUCAAGGGCCCCUGGGCACUGGCCCAUUUGGCCCGGUCGGUAAUCCAUCCCUGUAUAUGUAUAUAUAUAUAUGGACUUGUGCUACUGUUUUGGUUAUCUUUUCUCUCACAUGGAACUCUAAACUCUUUGUCUUAGUUUCCAUGACCCACCAUGUGUUUGUAAUGUUGGUACUAAAGCGGAAGGAUUAUUCGAAUUUUUGAAAAAUGCUGGAUUGUAUGAAAUAUUGGGCUUUGAUACAUUUCUAAUGACUACAGAUUUAUGUAUGGUUUAUUGACCUGUAAUGCUUUUCGUUUUGGAGUUUAAGCUUUAAUGGGAAACACUGGUUUAAAAAAAAAAAUUAUGAGUUUAGCACAGAAAUUACAACCACUUAUAAAUAAUAUAAAAAAAUGAUGUCAUAAGCUAUUUUGUGAAUGAUCCUCCAGUGGUGUAUUUGGCAUUUCUUUCAUGUGUUCUGCCCAUUGACCUUGUAAGAUUCUGUUGUUUCAGCAACCUAACUUCAUUGGUGUGAGAGUCAGUCUUUGGUUCAUUUACAGGACCAAGCAGAUUAUUUUUCUUCUGCUAUUUUAGCACUAAUAGCUACCUGCUGACUUCUGAUUAAAACUAGCUUUAGGUGAAGACUGCAAAGGGAAAAACACUAUAAUCUUAAUUUAAAUUGCAAAUCUAAAAGGCAACAAAGAGUGUUCAUUAUCUCCUGUGACAUCAGAGGGUUGCAGAUGUGUGUAAGCUACCAUUCUAACAUUGUAAAGUCUCAUCUUAAAAGUUGCACUGAUUUAGCACGUUUGUGAAGGUUUUCACAUUGACUUUUAUUGUCCCUAAGGCUAUUUACAGAAAAAGUUCAAACCAAAAAAUAGUCAAACACAAAACGUAAUUAUAAAUUGAGCAUAAAGUUAAUUGCACGCUUGAUUUGUAACGUGCAAAGAUGUGCGUACCAAAGGAUUUCAGAGUUAAGCGUGCUAAAGCAAAACAAAAGUUACUGUCUCUCCUGGUACUAGACGGAGGUCUUCAAGUAACUAAAAUGAAAUAACUUUUUUUGUACAUAUUUGUAAAUCUAAAUUCUUUUUAAACCAUUUCCAGGGUGUUUCUUAUGUAAAGUGUUUUCAAAGUUUACAUUAAUUAUAAGCCUUUGUAUAUUUUUGAUCUGUGCAACACUUUGAGUCUUGUAUUUAUUUUUUAGUAAACUUGUUGGAAAGUCCCAUUGUAAAAUGUCUCUAAAACCGUUUGCCAACUUGACUGGCUGUUUAGUAAAUGUGCAUAGAAGAGGCCAAUAAA
This is a messenger RNA of Xyrauchen texanus (razorback sucker), 8068 nucleotides long. RefSeq names its product actin remodeling regulator NHS-like. Gene Ontology annotation, biological process: cell differentiation; lens development in camera-type eye. The record is from RefSeq and is a predicted model, not a curated record. NCBI's taxonomy places the organism in Eukaryota, Metazoa, Chordata, Actinopteri, Cypriniformes, Catostomidae. The transcript is spliced from 11 exons. The coding region runs from base 136 to 4773 and encodes 1545 amino acids.